Molecule: messenger RNA, 944 nt
Organism: Mesitornis unicolor (brown roatelo)
Lineage: Eukaryota; Metazoa; Chordata; Aves; Mesitornithiformes; Mesitornithidae
Gene: NECAB2
Product: N-terminal EF-hand calcium binding protein 2
Exons: 13
Biological process (GO): regulation of amyloid precursor protein biosynthetic process
Cellular component (GO): cytoplasm
Molecular function (GO): calcium ion binding
Source: RefSeq, a predicted model, not a curated record
AUGAUGGGAAGCUGUCCCUGGAAGAGUUCCAGGCCUUUUUUUCUGAUGGGACACUCAACGAAGAAGAACUUGAGAAGCUCUUUCAUACCAUUGACUCGGACAACACCAACAAUGUGGACACCAAGGAGCUGUGCGACUAUUUUGCUGACCAUAUGGGAGACUACGAAGACGUCUUGGCCUCGCUGGAGUCGCUGAACCUCUCCAUCCUGAAGGCAAUGGACUACACCAAAAGGAUGUACCAGGAAGGGUCCAACGCUGAGAUUUAUAAAAGGAGGUUUUUUUUGAAGGAGACGGCGAACCAGACCCAGUCGCUGCUGAGCUCCGUGGAGAGUGCUGUGGAUGCCAUCGAUGAGCAAACCAACCCUGCCAGACACUACCCCAGCAAGGCUGGCCACGGUCUGAUGGACACCUGGUAUGACAGCCCUGUACCCAGCUACUCCCCCACCAGCCAGAUGGUGCCCAGGGAGCAUGGGAAGAGCUUCCAGACUGGGUCCCCCGACACCAAGGCGGAGGGGCUGGAGGGACAGAUCAACAGGCUGGCCGAGCUGAUCGGCAGGCUGGGGGGCAAGGGAAGAACUCUCUGGUUUGACCUACACCAGCGGCUGUCGGACAGCGAGAGCACGGCCUGCACGUACCUGCUCCUGGUGCGGGCUGAGAUGACGGUGGCGCACAAGCAUCUGGGCGAGUUUUGCAGCUCCCUCAAGCAGUACCUGAAGAGCGUGGCCGGGGAGCGGGACUGUUUCCAUGUCACCGCAGUGAAGCUGCCCGAUGGGGUCACCUUCAUCGUCUAUGAGUUCUGGGAGACCGAGGAGGACUGGAAGAGGCACCUGCAGAGCGCAACCUGCAAGGGCUUCCAGCACGUCAAGGUGGACACCCUCAGCCAGCCCGAGGCCAUCUCCAGCGUGGCCGUGCCAGCUGCCUGGUGCACCCUGAGCCGAGAGUGA